GUUUGUAGCUUUAGAAUCUAAAUAUUUGUUCUUUUUCAUAGCCAAUAACUAGUCACCUAAUUAUGUACUGAAUUCUCCAAAGAUAGUCAGAGUAAAGACUUGUGGAAACAGAUUACACUCAUAGAUGUGUUUGAAAGAAGUUCAGGCUAUGAAGGUAUUUUUUAUUGAUUUCAGAUUGCUAUAUUGUUAACUUUUUAAUUCAUAAGAAUGUACUAAUUUUAUUGUUUUUUUCAAUUUAGCAGAGGGUCAUAAAACAAGCCAAAUAAAUCAAGCUUUGGUCUACAUGAUUUGCAAAGACAACAUGCCUGUAUCAUGUGUGGAAAAAUCAGGAUUGAAAAGAUUUAUGAGCGUCAUUUGUCCACGCUAUAAGGUUCCAUCACGAACUACAAUAACUGGCUUAAUGGAACAACGAUAUGCUACUACCAAAGCCAUUGUACAAAUGAGCAUCCUCUCCCAGGCAUCCACACACACACCACACGAUCACACCACAUCAACUUCACAACAUUGACACGCACCUUCAUCAUACCCACGUCACAAACCACCAAAGCUUACAUUCCACCCUUAACCGCGACUGGCACGCGUGGGCAAACACCUCGAACGAGCGUUUUUCUUUAAUAUCCAGUUUUUUCGGCAGUUAAAUCUACAGUUUUCCGGCAAUUAAUAUCCAGUUUCCCGGCAGUUAAAUCGCCAGUUUUUUCGGCAAUCAAUAUGAUAUGGUGACAUUGACAGCACGAAGAAUGUAUCAGGCACACACUGCUGAUUAUAUAAAAGAAUGCUUUGAAAAUAUUACCGACGAGUUUUCAAUAGAAAAGGGUUGCAUCUUAUCAAUUACCACUGAUGGUGGUGCUAACAUGGUUGCUGCAGUGAAGAAAUUUUUGGAAGAUGGAAAAAUAAUUCCUUGCAUGGCACAUUUGUUGAAUUUAAUAGUGGAUGGCGCAACAAGAGAUAAUGCACCAGUUCUUCAAAUUGCCAAUCGGGUCAAAGCCAUUGUAACAUAUUUCAAACAAUCUGUGAACGCAAUGGAUGAUUUGCGAAGAGAACAAAAGGGACAAAAGAAAGAGGGAGAAGAAUUAACACUUAUACAAUCAGUAAGCACAAGGUGGAAUUCUUGUCUUGAUAUGUUGGAAAGAUUCAAUACAUUAUCAGCUAUUGUGGCUAAGAUUUUGGCAACCAGGCGGAACGCACCUGAUAUGAUAACUUCUUCAGAGUUAGGUGUCAUACGAGAUCUGAUAAUAUUGCUUACCCCAUUUAAGCAAGCUACUGAAGAAAUUAGCGGCGAUCAGUACGUGACUUCAAGUUUGGUGAUUCCCAUUGCAAACUUACUUCAGAGAGGCCUUGAACAAGUAAAACCUUUCACCGAAUUUGGUAUUGCUGUUCAGAAGAGUUUGCUAAAUUUAGUUAUUGCAAAACUAGAACCACUAGAGCGACAUUUACAUCUGGCCAAAGUAACAAUUUUAGACCCACGCUUUAAGCGUAUCUAAAAUGAAUACUAGCUAGCUGUUACACUGCAAUAACCGAACUGUCAAAAGAAAUACAUUUAGAACAUAUGUAGACGUAAAGGACAACUUUCGCCUGAACUCAGACCCACUCGCACUACCAUAAUUCCAAAUUCCAAAAAUUCUUCGCCGUCGUUGUGGUGCGGACAUGAAAAAAUUAUGAUAGAUAUUGCUGCAGCUUCAGCAAAGCCUUUACUUUCAACUUCAACCUGUGAUGGCAUGCCUAGCGAACUAAAGCAAUAUCUAGAUCAGCCUAUAAUACCCAGAAAAGAGAAUCCAACAAAAUUCUGGUUUGAUUGUCGUCAUUUUACCCCAGUCCUUUCCGACAUAGCUCUAAAGUAUUUGAUAUCGCCUGCGUCCUCGGUUUCCUCGGAGAGAGUGGCAUCUGCUGUGAAUCUCGCAGUACCCAAUAACAGAAGUCGGCUUACAGCCGAGCACGUAAAUCAAAGAGUUUUUCUUAUGUCUGUAUCAGAUAAAUAUUGGUUUGAUUAAUAAAUAAUUAAUGUUUUAA
Messenger RNA from Bactrocera neohumeralis, 2007 nucleotides. Its product is annotated as zinc finger BED domain-containing protein 6-like. The transcript has 4 exons. NCBI's taxonomy places the organism in Eukaryota, Metazoa, Arthropoda, Insecta, Diptera, Tephritidae. The coding region runs from base 714 to 1481 and encodes 255 amino acids. The record is from RefSeq and is a predicted model, not a curated record.